UGACGCGUCGUUGGUGUAGCGCGAGCGCAGACUCCUUUUCACAUGUUCCUGAAAAAUCAACGGGAAGAAUUCAAUCGCAGCGGAAACGGGCGAAAGCACGAAGAAAGAGACACGGGUUGGAUGCUCCGGUGCGAUUCAUCCAUGGCGUGUUAGAAUAGGGCUUUUGGUUCGUCGGGAGAAUCGCUGGUCGCUUCUCUCAUUUUCGGCCAUUGGGAUCGAUCAAUUCGCACGUCCGAAGAGGCAAUUGUAUACUGAGUUAUCUCAAGAAUGGCUAGUGGUUUUGGGGAAUCCUCAAGCAGGGCGCCCCAAAGCCCUUCUUGCUCAAGCAACAAUAACAAUGAUGCUGGUAAUUUCGAAUGCAACAUCUGCUUGGACUUGGCUCAAGACCCUAUUGUGACUUUGUGUGGUCAUCUUUUCUGCUGGCCUUGCCUUUAUGAAUGGCUCCGUGUUCAUUCCCAAGCGCAAGAGUGCCCAGUUUGUAAAGCCCUCAUCGAGGAGGAGAAGUUGGUUCCGUUGUAUGGCCGUGGUAAAAGCUCGUCCGAUCCGAGAUCGAAGUCCGUUCCAGGUGUCAACAUCCCUCACCGCCCAGCAGGGCAGAGGCCUGAAACAGCUCCUCCUCCUCCUCCUGAACCGAAUCUUUUUCACCAGCAUGGUCUUGGGUUUAGGGGUGGCUUGGGUGGAUUUGGGCCCAUGGCAACUGCGAGAUUUGGGAACUUUACAUUGUCCGCAGCUUUUGGUGGUCUCUUCCCAUCAUCAUUGUUCAACUUUCAGCUCCAUGGGUUUCCCGAUGCCGCCAUGUAUGGUGCAUCCCCUGGAUUCCCGUUUGGAUAUCCCCAUACGUUUCAUGGUGGCCAUCACCACCACACACAUGCAUACCAUCAUCAUCCGAGAGGCCAUGGACAGCAAGAUGUUCACCUGAAGAUGUUGUUACUGGUUAUUGCUGUCUGUGUGGCUUUUGCACUCUUUCUGAAUUAGAAGCGAUCGUGCAACAGAAUGCUCAAGCUGCUAACCAAUUUCUAAGCUUUCCCUUUAUCUUGGAUAUGAACGUUUCUAGUGCUCUGGGGUUUAAGCCGUCUUCUCAUCAAGGAAAUUGUCUAUAAGUUAUGUCAGUGGUGUGAAAAACCUGUAUUUAGGAUUUUGUUCAGAUAAGAUUCAAUCCGUGUUCUUUGAGUCACUUUAUGGGAUUCGUCACCUGGUUUGAGACAUGAAAAAUGGAUCAAUAUGCCUUACUCUGAUGUCUUCAUCUUUCCGUACAUAUAUGUUGAACCCUAGAAUCAUUUUGCUGAGAUAACAGUAGCAUUUAUGCGAUGAUAA
Messenger RNA from Eucalyptus grandis, 1314 nucleotides. Its product is annotated as E3 ubiquitin ligase rnf-5. Gene Ontology annotation, cellular component: endoplasmic reticulum. NCBI's taxonomy places the organism in Eukaryota, Viridiplantae, Streptophyta, Magnoliopsida, Myrtales, Myrtaceae. The transcript has 2 exons. Gene Ontology annotation, biological process: ubiquitin-dependent protein catabolic process. The record is from RefSeq and is a predicted model, not a curated record. The coding region runs from base 268 to 975 and encodes 235 amino acids. Gene Ontology annotation, molecular function: ubiquitin protein ligase activity; metal ion binding; ubiquitin-like protein conjugating enzyme binding.